ACUGAUAGACCACAUUACUACACUAAUGGUGGAAAAAAGAUCAUCAACUUCAGAUAAUCCGAAAAGGGCUUUGAGCCAGUUCCCUGAGUGGAGCGAGGACCUGCUUCAGUGACUGAUCAUCCAACUGGUCUCCAACUGUGACCAGUCUGACGUUAUGACUUCACCUUUUCACCUCUAGUGCACCCUCUUUCUUCCCUUUCUCUCCUCCCUCUUCGGUCUUUGUCUCUCAGGUGUGUAGUUGGCCUGUGAGCAGGGAUGGGUGACUGGAGUCUCCUGGGGAAUUUCCUAGAGGAGGUCCAGGAACACUCCACCUCAGUCGGGAAGGUCUGGCUCACCGUCCUCUUCAUCUUUCGCAUCCUGGUGCUGGGCACAGCAGCCGAGUCCUCCUGGGGCGACGAGCAGAGCGAUUUCCUAUGUGACACUCAGCAGCCCGGUUGCACCAAUGUGUGUUAUGACAGUGCCUUCCCCAUCGCCCACAUCCGCUACUGGGUGCUGCAGAUCGUUUUUGUCUCCACGCCAUCCCUCAUCUACAUGGGCCACGCCAUGCACAUCGUGCGCAGGGAGGAGAAGCAGCGGAGGAAGGAGCAGGAGGAGAGGGAGUUGAGAGGGGAAGGCGGAGGAGACCUGGAGGGGGAGAAGGAGUACCUUCAGCAGAAGGAGAGUGGAAGAGUGAUGGCAUCUGACGGGACUGGCCGUGUUCACCUGAGAGGAGCGCUGCUGCAGACUUACGUCCUGAGCAUCAUGAUCCGCACUGUGAUGGAGGUGACAUUUAUCGUGGUGCAGUACCUAAUCUAUGGGGUGUUCCUCAGGGCACUUUACCUGUGCAAUGCCUGGCCGUGCCCCAACCCUGUCAACUGCUACAUGUCCCGGCCCACAGAGAAGAACGUCUUCAUCAUUUUCAUGCUGGUGGUGGCCGGAGUGUCUCUGCUGCUCUCUGUGUUGGAGCUUUACCACCUUGGCUGGAAGAGCGCCAGGAGGUGUGUACGUAACAAGGUGAUGCAGAGGAGCAACCACAAAGCUGUGACGGUGGCCGUGUCUGCAGCGCUGGAGCCCAAUAGCUCACCUCGGCCUUCAGCCUCCUGCACCCCGCCUCCUGACUUCAGCCAGUGCCUGGCAACCCCGAGCUCUGUGAACCCUAUGACGUCUAUGGCCUCUCAUCCCUUCAACAACAGGAUGGCGCUGCAGCAGAACUCGGUCAACUUGGCCACGGAGCGACAUCACAGUUGCGACAACCUGGAGGACGAGGAAGACUUCCUGAGGAUGAGAUACGACCAAGCACCCACAGAGCUGCCCAGCAGCUGCGCCCCAUCUCCUUUGCUGCACUCCGGCUGCAUGAAGGACAAACGCCGCCUGAGCAAGACCAGCGGGACCAGCAGCCGUGCUCGCCAAGAUGACCUGUCAGUAUAGACUCACAACCAGAAAGAGUGGCUGACGAGGGGACAGCAAGGGAUGGGCUGGACCUUCUGAACCAAAGAGAGGGAACUGAAAGACCAAGACACAAAGAGGAGUCUGAGUGUUAUUUCUGAGUGAAGGGUCAGAGCGUGAACACAGGCUAAUAAUGCAAACUGGCACUGAAGCCUGACACUUCAGAGGAUGGACUGAAUGUUCACUUAAGUAGUAAGAGACACUGAAAUCUGUGAGUGGACCAUGUACACCUGACAUGUGUGAGCACACAGUGAUUGAGAACCAAUCUGUCCCGGAGCUCGAAAGACUGACAACCAAACUGCAAAAGGAAAAUCAUUUUGAAAUGAAAACAGGGUAACAGAUGUGAUACCUGGCUAUUGCACAUUUUAUGUUUUAGUUAAACAGUUGAAGCCAAAAACCGAAGCAAGAUCGAGAGACUAUUAUGUGAGAAUGACGGGGUGCUUGGUGUGAGAUGACUUACGGAAUCAUUUCAUUAUAAAGCAAAUUAUGACACACAUCUCAACUAUUCAAUUAGUCAUGGAUUAGGUUGUGACAUUAAAUAACACAACCAAUGUCCUGCUGCAAAAAAGAAAACUUAAUACGCAAUAAACUGUGAAGCUUGCCCUUAUAUGAAUUUGACAUUUUUAAGCAGAGCAUUUGCAGUGAAUCAAGGUUAGGUGCCUUAACACGUGUGAAAAUAUCUGUCCACAUAACAUGUUUUCUAUAAAAAUAUUUUUUCCAAAUGCCAUGGCAAACACUGCCAAUUUAAACUAAGCAUUCUGUUGAUUUGCUAACCUGACUGCACCACAAGAUUUAUCACUUAAAAAAUCUAAAAGAAGUAAAACUCACAUCAUUGGUUAUAUAGGCUAUUUGACAGGAGCCUUUGUUUGCAGAAGAGAUCAGAGCCUGUUUUAGGAUGCUCCUUUUCAAAAGGAAUUCAAGGGGAAAGAAAAAGAAGACGCCCUGCUUGGAUGCUGUUAUGAGGAGGUCCGGCCACUGGGUGGCAACAUUGCACUUACUUUUUAUAGUUUUUCUCCUGGAGCCAUUGUGUAAAUAGUGAAUUUGUCUCUAUGCAAUGUAUGUUUCAGUUGAUGUCUUUGAAUGGAUGUUAUUGGAUAUCAUUUCUGGUGUCUUGUUAUUACUAUAUGCAGAAUAAUUGUUCAGGUUGUGUAUGCCAGCAUUUUAGUGAUCAUCCACUGCAACAGGGCGUUUGAAGUUUAAUCUUCCAUAUCUUCCUACAGCAAACUUUAAUUUAAAAUACAGAAAUCUUGUUCAGCUGACUGUACGUUCACUGCAGUUUUUAGUUCUUUCACACAGACCUUUAUGCAAUAAAUUUCAUCAC
This is a messenger RNA of Micropterus dolomieu (smallmouth bass), 2746 nucleotides long. It is a transcript of the gene gja5a, whose product is annotated as gap junction protein, alpha 5a. Bases 256 to 1407 code for a protein of 383 amino acids. Gene Ontology annotation, cellular component: connexin complex. The transcript has 3 exons. NCBI's taxonomy places the organism in Eukaryota, Metazoa, Chordata, Actinopteri, Centrarchiformes, Centrarchidae. Gene Ontology annotation, biological process: cell communication. The record is from RefSeq and is a predicted model, not a curated record.